GGCGAAACCGCGAAAAAUCAAGCAUCCGUCAACGCAACGAAUACGAUUUAUGGCGCGAAACGUUUGAUCGGGCGGAACUACGACGAUAUCGGCUUACAGACGGACCUCCGCCACUUCCCGUACGCGGUGAUCAAUAAGAAUGGAUGAAGGGGUUGGCGGAGGCUUGGUUAGGUACUAGUGUUGGUAGGGCCGUGGUUACUGUGCCGGCUUAUUUCAACGAUUCUCAGAGACAGGCCACCAAGCUGGCGGGCCGUAUCGCUGGCUUGGACGUCAUUAGGAUAAUAAACGAACCUACCGCAGCGGCUUUCGCUUACGGGUUUCUUAAAAACAUCAAUUCGGAUAGAAAUAUUUUAGUCUAUGACCUUGGCGGCGGGACUUUCGAUGUAUCAGUUCUGAAGAUAGGUCGAGGCUGUGUGUAUGAAGUGAAAGCCACAGCUGGCAACACCAGGCUUGGGGGUGAAGACAUUGACAACCGUCUGGUGGCGUAUUUCCUUGAGGACAUCCGUAAACGAUAUAAGACGGAAGUAAGGAGCGCACGGUCUAUGAGGAGGUUGAAGUUUGCUGCUGAGAAAGCCAAAAAGGCUCUGACCUCGUCGAACCACGCUGAAGUGUUUAUAGAAGCUCUGUGCGGUAUCAACUAUAUUGGUAAAAUAUCACGUUCUAUAUUCGAGCAUCUGUGCCUCGAUCUGUUCAAAGAUACCCUCAAACCGAUAGAUCAGGCGUUGAUGGAUGCCAGUAUGACCAAGGAUGAUUUACACGAGGUCAUAUUAGUCGGAGGCAGCACCAGGAUUCCUAUAGUGCGGAGGAUUCUAAAGGAAUAUUUUGGCUCUAGGAAGAUAUCUAGUGCGAUAAACCCAGACGAGGCUGUAGCUUGCGGCGCAGCGAUCCAAGCCGCCAUAUUGUCCGGCGAAACUCACGAGAGGAUACAGGAGCUGUUACUAGUGGAUGUUGUGCCAUUGUCCCUGGGCCUGGAAACAGCCAGGGGCUUAAUGUUCAAGGUAAUAGAACGAAACACGCCGAUACCCUGCCGGGUUGUUAAGGAAAUAACUACGUUGGAGGACUAUCAGAACGCUAUGACCAUAGAAAUAUUUGAAGGUGAACGUACUCUCACCAAAGAUAAUCACUGCUUGGGUGUAUUCGAAAUGCAGAACAUCCCGCCAGUGCCACGAGGAGUCGCAAAAUUGGAUGUGAUUUUCGAAGUGGAUGCAAAUGGUAUCCUGACGGUAUCAACUGUGGACAGAACCACCGGUAACAGCAACAGUAUCACCAUCGAGAACAUCAGUAGGUUGCGGCAGCAGGAGAUCAGCAGAAUGAUAUCCAAUGCUGAUAGAUUCAAGGAAGAAGACAUGGAGAACAAGAGACGCCUGGAAGUGAGAAAUCAGCUGGAGUCUUAUAUAUAUAACGUUAAGAGAUCUGUCGUUGAGAAUCUGGACAGUUUAAGCGGGGAGGAGUUCAGAGAUAUGAUUGGUGAAUGCGAGGACGCGCUUACCUGGCUCGAUGAGAACGAGGAUUGCUUGAGAGAGGAGUAUGAGAGGAAGAUGUCGGAGUUGCUGCAGCGUUGGUCGUGUGAUAUACGGAAGCUGGACGCCGCGCACAGAGCUAAAAGGCACAGAGGAGAGUCAGUCUGUGACCAGACAGCUAUUAUAGAAGAACUGUCCGAGGAGCGCUGAAAGAAGAAUACGGUUAUUCUAAUUAUAUUCAGCACUGAUGAAUUUCAAACGUUUUUUUCGCGCACCACGCCAUGAAACGCGCAUUAUAAUAUCAAAUGUUCUAGAACAGUCUCCAUAUCAUUGGCAUUCAGAGAGCCUUGUCAAAUAUUUAUGUCGAAAGCUAUUCAGAAAUUACAAUUAGGCUAACACCACGGAAUUCGUUAGAAUAUUUCAAACUACCUUCGUCGUUGAAUAAUAAACUAAUGAAAAAAUGAUGUGGUGUUUUUAUUUACAUAACCACUUAUAGCGCGACUUCCAAAGAGGUUGCGUUAUACGUUCAACGCUCUGGAGGGGGGAUAGACAGAGACGGAGCGAGAGUGAACGGGUGGGGCUAUUGGGAAUUGUAGGCAAUGUUUAUAAGGUUUGCCUUGAAACAAUGAGUUGUCUAAAAAUUGUUUUCUACCCCUUGUAAUUUUCAUUUCCACGUUACGAAGUUACACUUAUUCCACGUGGAGGGAAUCUAAGCACUAUUUGUUGUGAACAGAAUAAAUAGUGCCAGUACUAAUAAGAAUGAGGGCAAAAUAUUGUCUUGUAUAUAGAUCAAGUCACGGCCAGCCAAAAGAAAAACUACGAAAUUUCCUUAUAUGUAUAUUAUAAUAAGAAUUACAUAUUAAAACUUAUCAUCAUCAACAACGGUGAAGGAAAACAUCGUGAGGGAAACCUGGUCUUAUAAUUUCCAAUUAUAAGAUUGAAAUCGCCAACCCGUCUUGAGCGAGCGUGGUGAUUAAUGCUCUAACCUUCUCCAUGUGAGAAGAGGCCUUUGCUCAGCAGUGGGCUUCGAUAGGCUCAUGAUGAUGAUGAUGAUGAUGAUGAUCAUCAACAAUCAUGUAUGUCUUAGGUAUAGGUUAUACCUAAGACUACAUGAUUGCCCCGAUGUUAGGACAGCAAUCCCAUUCCAUAGCUUGUGUUGUAUCAGGAAUUUUCUGGUUCACACAAUCAGUUCCUCGUUUUUCAGAGUUAUAAUAUUUUAUCUAUACAAUGUUGUUGUCCCAGCGGUGUUCGUUAAAUGUUUAGUACGUUACGCUUACGUAACACGUAUUGCGAUUUAGAGUUAUCACUUGAUAAUAUUUUUAUCUGUAUGUCAUUUCACCAAUGAGUUUUUAAUUUAAAAUAAUUAUUAAGUCAUAUAUAUCAUUAAUAUUAAUUUAAUAUUCUUUUAUAAGUUGAAUCUUGUUGUAUUUGUAUGUUAUUGUUACAUUAAUUACAAAACACAACCGACAUUUUAAAGAGAAUAAUGAAAAUAUUACGACAUCUUAAUAAGUCACUUGUUUAUUUCCAAUUUCCACAGAAUAAUGAAUGAUUACAUCCAGACAUGCUCUUUAAAUAAUCUCUCCUCUCCCCUCCACAACUCGCCCGCCACAAACCUUUCCCUUAGUCAAUACAGCUUCUCUUUAUUUUUGUUACAUUACAUGUAUUUAAAACAAAUACCAAUAACACCAAUACAUAAAGCGGAAAACAAUUCUAAGAUCACAGAUUUUAAUUCAAAUCGUGUAAAUAUUUUUUUA
Messenger RNA from Danaus plexippus (monarch butterfly), 3214 nucleotides. RefSeq names its product heat shock protein 68-like. The transcript is spliced from 3 exons. Gene Ontology annotation, molecular function: heat shock protein binding; ATP-dependent protein folding chaperone; ATP binding. Gene Ontology annotation, cellular component: cytoplasm. Lineage: Eukaryota; Metazoa; Arthropoda; Insecta; Lepidoptera; Nymphalidae. The record is from RefSeq and is a predicted model, not a curated record. The coding region runs from base 144 to 1670 and encodes 508 amino acids. Gene Ontology annotation, biological process: cellular response to unfolded protein; protein refolding.